UCAGACUUACCCUCACUCACAAGAACAGAAAGGCCAGUACAAUGUCCUCCCCUGCGACUGCUUUGCCCUUGGCGACUCCGGCCAAAUCUCCCAAAAAGAGAGCCAAAGAGAGGAAGAAGACGAGCCCCGCCGUGUCAGACCUGAUACUGAAGGCCGUGUCCGCAUCCACAGAGCGCGGCGGCGUGUCCCUGGCAGCCCUCAAGAAGGCUCUGAAGGCCGGAGGGUACGACGUGCUGAAGAACAGAGCCCGAAUCGUCAUCGCCAUCAGGCGCUUGGUGGCCAACAAGUCACUGAUCCAAGUCAAGGGCACCGGGGCCUCGGGCUCCUUUAAGGUGAACAAGAAGCCCCCCACACCUCGAAAGAAGAAGGUGGUGAAGAAGAAGAAGCCAAAGGCGAAAAAGGUGAAGAGGGCCACCGCCAAGAAAGCAGCUGGAGGUGCCACUCCAGCAGCCAAGAAGUCACCUAAGAAAAAGAGGAAGGCAAAGAGUCCUAAGAAAGCCAAGAAGCCUGCUGCGGCCAAGAAGCCCGCUGCUGCCAAGAAGCCCGCUGCGGCCAAGAAGCCCAGACAGCCCAAGAGUCCUAAGAAGGUCAAACGCGGGGUCACUAAGUCUACCAGGACCAGAGGUGCUGCUAAGAAGUGAAAACUCUCAUGAUGGACGCAGAAUGCUGACCAAACGCCUCUCUGGUGGCGUUGAACUUAUGUGUGGACUAAACUUCUUGAACUUGAGUUUGCUUUAGCUAUUUUACAGUUUUUCUAUCAAAGAAAACACUGAACCUGCUGUUUUUACACCCCUUCCCUGCCACUACCUGCGUGGUCUGUGAACACUUGAAUUGCUAGAAAUAAUAAACCUAUUUCAA
Messenger RNA from Chelmon rostratus (copperband butterflyfish), 858 nucleotides. RefSeq names its product protamine-like protein. The transcript has a single exon. Bases 42 to 641 code for a protein of 199 amino acids. NCBI's taxonomy places the organism in Eukaryota, Metazoa, Chordata, Actinopteri, Chaetodontiformes, Chaetodontidae. Gene Ontology annotation, molecular function: DNA binding; structural constituent of chromatin. Gene Ontology annotation, biological process: nucleosome assembly. The record is from RefSeq and is a predicted model, not a curated record. Gene Ontology annotation, cellular component: nucleosome.